AUGUCUUCAUCACUGCCUCGAGGACGCCGUCGCCAGCGUAAAACCUCACAAGAGGAGCGAAUAUGCUCAGUCUGUUCGCAGUCGUUCAAAAAGGCCGAACAUCUCGCCCGGCACUUCCGGUCCCACACUAAAGAGCGGCCGUUCAUGUGUCAGGUAUGCGGCAAGCUAUAUGCCAGGCAGGAUACUCUGCUGCGCCAUUCUAGGUCACACCAUUUGAAGGGUGUUGUGCCUGUUCGACAGCUGAAUGACGGGCACAACAAUAUCGGAAGCGACCCAGCCCUGGACCAGGGAAUUGACGCGCCGUCUGCAGAUUCAAGCCUCUUGCUUUCUGAUCAUGCGUUACCAGAGCUCCAACAUGGGUCGUACACCGCUACCACAUCGUCAUUCCCACACUCCCCUGAGGAUGUGCCCUUCGGCCCAGGUGGUGAUACAUGCUGGAAUGAAGAGAACCAACGGCCCACAUUUAACCAGCCCGAAACCGACACAAGACCAUGGCCGACGCUAUGGAAUAGUCAGUGGGACGAGGAUUGGACUAGCCUGCUCGCCAGUAACGACUUUGAUCUUGAUGCUGUGAAUCAGUCUCUGCUUGAAUGUACCGGGGCUCCGCAGGAUACCGCUGUGGAUCAUACAGACAGUUCUAUGCCCAUUGACCCGGAUAUUAACCAUGGGUCCACUGUAAUACAACGAAAAUGGCACACCUUUUCAGCGACACCAAUUGAAUCUGGAUAUAGUACACCAGAUCGCCCUAGGAGCAACGGAACUGGUUCCCAGAUGCGCACUCGUGCCGAUGAUCGAUAUCGACAGAAGCUGGCAGAGAGUCUCCGGCAGCGAGUGCAGCCUGGCACCUUGCCUUCUACAAACUUUUUGGUAUACUUGGAAUGA
Aspergillus puulaauensis is the source of this 882-nucleotide messenger RNA. RefSeq lists its product as uncharacterized. Gene Ontology annotation, biological process: regulation of transcription by RNA polymerase II. The record is from RefSeq and is a predicted model, not a curated record. Gene Ontology annotation, cellular component: chromatin. The coding region runs from base 1 to 882 and encodes 293 amino acids. The transcript is spliced from 2 exons. Lineage: Eukaryota; Fungi; Ascomycota; Eurotiomycetes; Eurotiales; Aspergillaceae. Gene Ontology annotation, molecular function: DNA-binding transcription factor activity, RNA polymerase II-specific; RNA polymerase II cis-regulatory region sequence-specific DNA binding.